This is a messenger RNA of Symbiodinium sp. CCMP2592, 1014 nucleotides long. NCBI's taxonomy places the organism in Eukaryota, Dinophyceae, Suessiales, Symbiodiniaceae. The record is from the annotation of a GenBank genome assembly.
AUGGCAUGUCGCACUUGGUUCUGCUUGCUGGCACUGGGACUUGCAGAUGCAUCCAGCGCCUGCGAUAGCAGGGGUGGCCAUUUUAUGCAGGAAGACUGGCCCUUCUGCGUUGAUCUGGUGCCUGGCAUCCUCAUGUGCUACGGAGUCUCCGGAGACUUCCUGAAGCUUGGCCUUUCAGUGUCGCCAGAGUUGAAUGCUGGUUGGAGUGCCCUUGCUUUUGGAUGCAACGGUGGCAUGAAGGGUGCCCAGCAGUUCGUGGUCCGCAAGGUAGAGGGGCGUUUCAUAGCAGAAGAGCGCUACGCGGAGACUUUCGCAACGCCACAGCUGCAGCCCGUCCAGGAGGUUCAGCUCAUCUUCGCCAGCGAGCAGUCCGGGCACAUUGAGUGGGGAAUCCUGUUGCCACGGAAGUCCUGUGCUGAAGGGGAGAGGUAUGCCAUUGAGGAUGUCCUUGUCAUGCAGUGGGCCAUCGGGGCAGGCCACGACUUUUUCUUCCACACUCGCAAAGGCAGUUUUUCGGUGGAUCUGCUCUCCGCGCCCAAGGUCCCCGAAUUGAGUCUGCACAGUGGCAAAAUGCUCACAGUCAGGAUGCCCAACAUUUUGCUCAAUGCCACCACAUCUUCAAGGGAUCGGUACUUUUGCGGUUUCUUUGACCUGAAGCAGCUUGCACCAGCUGGUCUGGACAUGGACGUUAAGAACCAUGUCGCUGCAUUCUUUCCUGAAGGAGAUUCCACCUUCUUGCCCUACAUGGUGCACCACGUAAUUCUCCUUUGGUGUGAAGAAGGCCUCUACACCCACCAUCAAAUCAUUGAGGAAUGCAUGAUGCCUCCCGGCUGCACGAUAUGGGCUGGGCUUGGGCCUGGUAGCCGGGGCUUGCAGCUGCCUGCAGAAGCAGGGUUUCCCUUCGGCGGACCAGGCCGCACACUAUUCACUAUUCGGGCUUCAAGCGCACUACUACAGCCCGUCCUCAACAUGGGGGCUUCGGGACAGCAGUGGCUUGAAUUUCUUCCUGGCUGA